GUAUGACGUGACGUUUCUCCUGACCAUUGACUGCUCCGGCUCGUGCUGUGAGCUGUUAUCGUUCAUUUAACUCAGAAAACAAACUCUAUACUCAACUUUCUAAAACUAUAUUCCCAGCAGCAAGAAGAGAAAAAAAUGGGCUAUUUGGCCGGUGAAAGGGAAGAGAGCUGUGCCAGUUGUGAGUGUACAGUGGAGGCAAAGAGAAGAAACUCACUGAGGCAGCAGCGGGAGCUGGACUCGUCCGUGGGAUGUACAGCAGGACCACAACACGGAGGUGCAGAUUUAGCACAGUAUCCAGCGGCGCCAUGGCUGCAAGGGCCCAGAGCAGUGCAGGGUUCAGAGCACUACCUGUGGGUGUGGCUUCUUCCACCAUCCAGCUUCUUCUGAUUCUCUGUGGUCACUUACUGGAUGCCCAGGGUCAAGGAUCCCGUCUGCGCCAGGAGGACUCCCCACCCCGGAUUGUGGAGCACCCCUCUGACCUGAUCGUCUCCAAAGGGGAGCCCGCCACUCUCAACUGUAAAGCGGAGGGGAGGCCGACCCCGACAGUGGAGUGGUACAAGGACGGAGAGCGGGUGGAAACGGACAAAGAUGACCCACGUUCCCACCGCAUGCUGCUGCCCAGUGGCUCGCUUUUCUUCCUUCGCAUCGUUCAUGGACGACGGAGCAAACCGGAUGAGGGAGCCUACGUCUGCGUGGCCCGGAACUACCUGGGAGAAGCUGUCAGCCGCAAUGCAUCUUUGGAAGUAGCAUUGCUGCGAGAUGACUUCAGACAAAACCCGACAGACGUUGUGGUGGCGGCAGGAGAGCCAGCAAUCCUUGAGUGUGUUCCUCCCAGAGGCCAUCCUGAACCCACCAUCUACUGGAAGAAAGACAAAGUGCGAAUUGAUGACAAGGAUGACAGGAUCACUAUUCGAGGAGGGAAGUUAAUGAUCUCCAACACAAGAAAGAGCGACGGUGCCAUGUACAUCUGCGUGGGUACCAACAUGGUCGGAGAGAGGGACAGUGAGACAGCACAAGUCACAGUGUUUGAGCGACCAACCUUCCUCCGGAGGCCCAUCAACCAGGUGGUCUUAGAAGAGGAGACAGUAGAGUUCCGCUGCCAGGUUCAAGGAGACCCUCCGCCUAAUGUACGAUGGAGGAAAGACGACGUUGAUGUUCCUCGUGGGAGGUAUGAGAUCAAGUAUGACAAGGAGGACUAUGUGCUGAGAGUGAAGAAAGCUUCCAUUAACGACGAGGGCACGUUCACCUGUGGGGCAGAAAACCGCGUGGGCAAGCUGGAGGCCUCCGCCACUCUCACAGUCAGAGCUCGCCCUGUAGCUGCGCCCCAGUUUGUCAUCCGUCCAAGGGACCAAAUUGUGGCUCAAGGCCGCACAGCCACCUUCCCGUGUGAAACCAAAGGAAACCCUCAGCCUGCUGUCUUCUGGCAGAAGGAGGGGAGUCAGAAUUUGCUUUUUCCCAACCAACCCCAGCAGCCUAACAGUCGCUUCUCGGUGUCACCCAGCGGAGACCUCACCAUCUCAUCAGUGCAGCGGGCAGAUGCUGGUUACUAUAUUUGCCAGGCCCUGACCGUUGCAGGCAGCAUCCUCGCCAAGGCUCAACUGGAGGUCACAGAUGUGCUCACAGACAGGCCGCCACCAAUCAUUCGCCAAGGCCCAUCUAAUCAGACACUUGGGGUGGACAGUGUGGCACUGUUGAAGUGCCAGGCAUCAGGAGACCCCAUCCCCUCCAUCAGCUGGCUGAAGGAUGGGGUCAGUCUGCUGGGGAAGGACGCCCGCAUGUCCCUGCAGGAGCUGGGCAGUCUGCAGAUCAAAAAUGUCAAGCUUUCAGACUCUGGGAUUUACACUUGUGUGGCUACCAGCUCCAGCGGUGAAACAUCAUGGAGUGCUUUCUUGGAAGUCAAAGAAUCAGGAGUGACGGUCAUGAAAAACCAUGAUGAGAACGAGCUUCCAGGCCCACCAUCUAAACCUCAGGUCACUGAUGUCACCAAGAACAGCGUGUCCUUGUCCUGGCAGCCUGGGAUGGUUGGAGCAUCACCCGUCUCCUCAUUUGUCAUUGAAGCAUUCAGUCAGUCAGUGAGCAACAGCUGGCAAACAGUUGCAGAUCAUGUUAAAACCACCCAGUUUACCGUCAAAGGUCUCCGUCCCAACACCAUCUACCUGUUCAUGGUCCGAGCAGUCAACAGCCAGGGCCUGAGUGAUCCGAGCCCCAUGUCUGAUCCUGUCAGAACACAAGAUAUAAGUCCUCCAGCUCAGGGUGUCGACCACAGACACGUACAGAAGGAGCUUGGUGAGGUCAUUGUUCGGUUGCAUACUCCUGUUGUCCUGAGUCCCACAACCAUUCAGGUCACAUGGACGGUGGACCGUCAGUCCCAGUUCAUUCAGGGUUACAGAGUUCUGUACAGGCAGACAUCAGGACUGCCUUCCCCAGGACCCUGGCAGACCCAGGAUGUGAAGGUCCCUUCUGAGCGCAGCGUCGUCCUCUCUGCACUCAAAAAGGGCAUUGUGUAUGAGAUCAAGGUCCGUCCUUAUUUCAACGAGUUUCAAGGGAUGGACAGUGAAUCCCGAACAGCACGGACAACUGAAGAAGCUCCCAGUGCCCCUCCUCAGCAGGUAACAGUUCUGACUGUGGGAAACCAGAACAGCACUUCCAUUAGCAUCUCCUGGGACCCCCCACCACCAGACCACCAGAACGGCAUCAUCCAAGAAUACAAGAUCUGGUGUCUCGGAAAUGAGACGCGCUUCCAUGUAAAUAAGACAGUGGACGCAGCCAUACGCUCAGUGGUGGUGGGCGGGCUGCAGGUGGGAGUGGUGUACCGGGUGGAGGUGGCGGCCAGCACAAGUGCAGGAGUUGGAGUCAAGAGUGAACCUCAGUCUAUUAUAAUCGGUAAGGAAUUCCGGGAUGUGAUUAUACAUGGAAACCGGAACAACAGCAUCACAGAACAGAUCACUGAUGUGGUGAAACAGCCUGCCUUUAUCGCUGGUAUCGGAGGGGCCUGCUGGGUCAUCCUCAUGGGCUUCAGCAUCUGGCUGUACUGGAGGAGAAAGAAGAGGAAGGGCCUGAGCAACUACGCAGUUCAGUCCUUCACCUUCACCCCUGCAGUGACAUUCCAGAGAGUCGAUGGUGGUCUGAUGAGCAAUGGAAGUCGGCCAGGCCUGCUGAAUGCAAGUGACCCAGGCUACCCCUGGUUAGCGGACUCUUGGCCAGCCACCAGCCUGCCUGUCAACAGCAGCUCCGGGGGACCCAAUGACCUGAGUAACUUUGGCCGAGGAGAUCUCCCCACUGGGCAAGGGGAUAAGACAGGCACCAUGCUCUCUGAUGGAGCCAUCUACAGCAGCAUCGACUUCACCACCAAAGCCAACUACAACAGCCCUGGCCAAACAUCCCAGGCCACUCCCUAUGCCACCACCCAGAUUCUCCACUCCAGCAGCAUCCACGAGCUGGCUGUGGACCUGCCCGAGGCCCAGUGGAAGGCCUCACUCCAGGCCAAGCAGGAGAUGGCCAACCUGGGGUACUCCCUGCCCGACAAGAACUCCUGCAACAACACCCUCCUUUUCAUUCCUGACUACCGAUUGGCCGAAGGAUUGUCUAAUAGAAUCCCACACAACCAAUCACAAGAUUUCAGCACCACCAGCUCUCACAACAGCUCAGAGCGAAGCGGCAGUCUCUCAGGUGGAAAGGGAGGAAAGAAGAAGAAGACCAAGGCUGGCUCCAAACCCACUAAAGCCAAUGGAUCCAACUGGGCCAAUGUUCCUCUGCCCCCUCCCCCUGUUCACCCUCUCCCUGGCACUGAGAUGGACCAUUAUCCCAAUGAGCAUCACGAAGGAGGAGGGUAUGAGAGUGAUGGUUGGGGCCCGCCCAUGCCCGUGCAGACCUAUCUUCACCAAGGCAUGGAGGAUGAGCUGGAGGAGGAGGAGGAGAGGGUUCCCACCCCACCCAUCCGAGGGGUUGCCUCUUCCCCAGCUGCUGUGUCCUUUGGGCAGCAGUCCACAGCCACCCUUACCCCUUCUCCUCGGGAUGAGAUGCAGCCCAUGCUCCAGGCCCAUUUGGAUGAACUGACCAGAGCAUACCAAAUGGACAUGGCAAAACAGACAUGGCACAUGCAGGUGGGCUCCCUUCCUCCCCAGGCUCCAGCUCCUCCAGUGGGCUACGUGUCGAGCACAAUGGUUUCUGACCUGGAGACUGACUUGCCUGAUGAGGAUGAGGAGGAGGAGGAAGAGGAGGAGGAUGAAGGCUAUGGAGCCAGGCAUCCCCGCGGCAUUGAGCACACACCAGGGUCUAGCAUUGACAACCUGGACAGCUCUUUAACAGGUUCUAUGGUGAAUGGGUGGGGCUCAGCCUCGGAGGAUGACCGUAAUUUCUCCAGCCAUAGGUCCAGUUUCGGCAGUUCAUCCGAUGGCUCCAUCUUUACCCACUGCAGCUUUGCCCAGGCCCUGGUGGCCGCUGCAGACAAGGCAGGCUAUCGCCUGGAGGGCACGAGCCUCAGCAAGAGAGGUAAAGGCUUGUCCCACAGGCCCCGGCCCAGCAGUCCAUUCUCAACAGAUGGCAGCACAGUCGGCACACACAGCCUGGGCCACCAGAGGGCCACCAGGCCCACACGCAAACCCCGAAGCCAGGGCACAGCACCCCACCGGAGAGAUGCUGGUGCAGACGACCUACCUCCUCCCCCUGAGCCUCCUCCCUGUCAGGGGCAGGGCCGUAUCCAGGGGGCCCGCAGUGUGAGCAGCAUGGUGCCCCCUACAGAUAGGAAGGCUUCAUCUCUGGAGCGCCCGCCUAUGUCAGGACCCCUGUCUGGGCCGGAUGACAUGAAGAGCUCCAUUGACAGACAAGCACGCACUUCUCUGGAACAUCAUCGCCAGGCUCAGGACAGACUGGGCUCCAUGGACCGAGCUGAUGACGGGCGCAGGGGGCACAAAACAGAGGAAGGGUGCCUGCCAUACAACAAACCAUCCUUUCCCUCCCCUGGUGGCCACAGCUCCUCUGGCACAGCCUCCUCCAAAGGCUCGACAGGGCCACGCAAGGCAGAGGGGCCACGACAGCCACAACAGUGGACCGCCACAGAGCACGCUGAAUUUCUGGGGACCAAUGGACACGGACAGUACUCGGGAGAGUUAUAGUGAUCUGCCUGGGAUGUGAACUGGAGAAAACCCGGUCUGUCCUCGAAAGAUUGACGCCCUCCUUGUUGGGGCAACAAACUUUGUCCUUAUCUGUGUGUCCUCAGAGGGAAGGAGUGCAGCUGAGGCCACUACGGAGGAAAGCAGUGUCACAGAACUGUAAAUGUGAUGUAUAGACACAGACAUACUGUACAUCUCACUAUGUUUUCGUCCUCAAGAAAAUAUUUUCCACCUCCUACCUUACUGUAAUUUUCUUUUUGUUAGAAAAAAGCAAGUAAAAAAAAAAACAAGAAAACAUCUAUACGAGAACAAAUUUUCUGGUAACUGCCCCUGGGGAAAAGGGAAUUUUGUUUCCUGUAAAUAUAUUCUUUAACUUGUUGUUGCAUUGCUAUGCAAGCCUAAUUCAGUUUGAGCUUUUUAUUUCCAUAUACAGGAACAGUUGGUUUUAUCUGGUUAUUUGUAUUAUAUGUGAAUUGAGUGGCUGUUGUGCCAUAAAAUAAUUGUUUUAUAAUCCAUUGUUUGUUAAUAGUUACCAUUAAUUAUUAUCAUUAUUAUUAUUAAUUAUUGUUUUUGCACUGCAAUUUUUGGUGAUAAGCACAAAAACAUAGCUCCUGCUGACAUGAAGAACCGGAAGAAUAUGUGAAGAGGAGUUUCUGUACUGUAAAGUAAAGAGAAGAAAAUUAUAUACUAAUGUACAGAGAGAUAUUAAAGAGUACGGCUUUGCUCACAGACAGCAACAAAUAAGGCACCCAUUUCCAUAGUUAAGACUAAUUGGGUGGCAGACACACAAGGUUCCCGAGAGUCUGAAGGGCAGAUAAGAGGCUGGGAGAAUUGUACACAGAGGAUACUGUAUUACUGUAGGAGGCCGAGUCGAUUAUUUAAUAAACUGUCCUAAAACAAUAGUUCGAUAUCAGAAACGUUUAGUGCAUUGGGCAACUCCAGGCAUUGCCAUGGUUUCAGAAAAAGACUGAGGAAGUUUUUAUUUUUUAUACAAGGGUAUCCAAGCAUUUCAAGUUUUGUUUUAUGAUUUACUGCCUAAAUAAUUUUACUACACUGAGUUUACGCUCCUGAUUCAGUAUAACAGCACACUAACCAUAAAACAGCCAAAAGGGAGGAGGAGUCAGUGAAAUCUGUCCACAUGCUGUACUUCAGUCAUAGCACUUACAGAGGCAGAUUUAUGAUUCUUCUGCAGCCUUAAUAGGUAAGCUGACAUCACAAAGGAGUAUUUAUUGGGAUUAGUAGCAAUGAUACUACUAAACCUGCCUAAAAUAUCAGUGGAGCAAUAUAAUUUGUUUACAUCUUUUAUGUUUUGGAUUUUAUUUCUUUGGUUCCAUCAUUUUAAUAUUGUUUUGCUUUUUAGAGCACUUACUGUUUUGUGUUUGUGAUAUUAUUCGUGGUAUCAUCCAAGAAAACGACACCUGUUCAGGCCAGCUAAGUGCUGUUAAAAUGAAUCUAUUAAAGCAGAUGUUGCUCUAAAGGUUGGUGCCUCAGUUGCCAAUAGGUCAGCACAGCCUUGUGUCAAUAACUUUGAAAAGAAUAGGUGUGUAUAUGAUUUACAAUGUAGCUUUCAGUCACUGUUUGAUCCCAAAUGGUGAAGUGAUAAUGGAGAAAAGCCUUGUAUAUUAACUAGCAGGUCCCACUGCCUCCAUGUCUACAGCCACAGUGUGGAGCAGAACACUUUCUAUCUGCCUGACCGCCACAAGACACACACUUAUCAUCUGCCGCUUUUGACUUCUCAGCCUCUGAAUCUCAAUUUUUUUGUCUAACCAGACAAAGUUUUUAUUGGUUGUCCUUUUUUUAAUGAAAAGCUUGUUUCUUUGUAUGCCUUUUAUGGACUCCAAAACGCUGCUUACAACAAUGUUUUCGAUAUUAAUGUUCAGGAUUUUUGUGGUUCAAUGACUGUUUGUUUUGUCUUUUUUUGUACUGCUAAUGUUGAUAAAAAGGGGGGUGGAAACUAAAGGCCGUCAGAUGCUGUUGUACUGUUGUUGUCAUGCCAUUGUCAUUUUAUAUCAUCCACCCAGUGGCCAGUGUUCUGGAAAUGAGGUGCAAAGAGUAUCUCAGGUUAUUUUACAUUCUGGUGGUGUUUAUGUAUGUGUAUAUAUGUGUAUAUAUCCAUACGCAUCUCCACUUGAUUAUGCCAUUCCAUUUUCAUUUACAAAAAUAUCCCUUUCCUGUCCGAUUCUGUCGUCCCCUCUUUUCUUUUUCUGCUGUGGAUUUUGAUUCUGAGUAUAAUGUGCUGGUUCAUCCACCUUAAGACAAGAUGUCAGUAAAAGAACAUACCAAAUUAAGAUUGAUAUUUCUAAUGUCUAAUGCGUUUUAGUGUCUCUUUAAUACUCAUUGUUUUCUUUUAAAUCACAGUGUCGUUUUGUAUUUAUUAAAAUGAUAAUAAAAGUAUAUUGUGAAAUAUGCAUAAAGAUUCGUGGAAUAUAAAAUGUGUUUUUUGUUCCUUGUAAAGUUUGCUGUCAGAGCCGAGCAGCGAGGCCAUAAGGAGAUGAUAGGCACACUGUGCUCACAGCAUGGUGAAGUGCCGGGUCAGUAGUCGUCUGAGUCACUCUUCGUCCUGCAUGUUCACCGCACUGCUCCUCUCAUGUCAAAACUAAAGAGACUCAAAACCUUUUUGAACACAAGGAGCAAAAACGCUCACAAUUUGCUUGUCAAGACAAUAGAGAAAACGUCUUUUUGGAAGGAUGAAAGUACUUUGGCUUUCCCUCUCUUUUGUUCAUUUUCUCAAUAUUGUUGAUUCUUUGUAGCCUAUCUGUGUGUUGCCUUUUUGCUAUAAAAGAGGAUUAAAAAUGACAAAAAGAGAAAGUUGUUGGGUGAAGUCUUUCUGUACAGUAUGGGGUGAGGUGACACUCCGAUCCAAUGCCAUUUCUACAGUACAGUACAUUCUGCUUUUUUUUUCUGUAAACCACCUUCUGUAUUCACUUGCAUGUCCUUGUCCGAGAAGAGAGUGAAUCAAGAAAAUAAACUUUUACAGUCUCAUUCCCAUGUCCUGUAAGAUAAAUCCAUGUUCUUUUAUUUCCUUGUACCUGGAUCAAUAUCAAAUAAAAUAUUUUUGAAAAAUGAAAA
Molecule: messenger RNA, 8180 nt
Organism: Centropristis striata (black sea bass)
Lineage: Eukaryota; Metazoa; Chordata; Actinopteri; Perciformes; Serranidae
Gene: robo2
Product: roundabout, axon guidance receptor, homolog 2 (Drosophila)
Exons: 33
Coding region: 249-5114 (1621 amino acids)
Molecular function (GO): protein binding
Source: RefSeq, a predicted model, not a curated record